AUUUAAUGUUAUUUGUUAUUUGAAGUGACGUUUCAAUCAAUAAUACUUAUUUUAAGAAAAAAUCAGUAAAAUCAUUAAUGUUAUUUGUGUUUUAAUUAAGAAAAAAAUAUUUAUUUUAACAAUAAAAAUUAAUUAUGGCUGUUUAUAGUAUUUGGAUUAAUGAAAAAAAAAUUAAUGCAAUAUUUGAUGAAAAACCAAAUGGUUUUAUUAAAAAAAUAAAAAAUAUAAAAAAUUAUUUAUUUAUUUUAACAACAAAUAAACAAAUUUAUUUCUCUAAAAUUAAUGAGUUAGAAGAUUUUGUUAAAUUUGAUAUUAUUAAUUUCAUUGCUAUUGAUAUUGAUUGUAAUUCAGAGUAUUUAUUUAUUGUUAAUGAUAAUGAUGGUGCAGUUGUUAAAAUUUCACCAUGUAAUUUUGAAAUUAUUGAGACAAUUUUCUUGAAGGAAAAUGCCAAAUUUUGUAGUCAUGGAUGUAAACAAAAUGAAAAAUUAAUUAAAGUUAAAUCAAUUGCUGUUAAUGAUUCAUCAUCAUUAUUUAUAACAGAAAAUGAUGAAUUAUGGGCAAAUGGAAAUAUUCCUCAAAUCGAUAUUAAAUGUGAUACACCAAAAAAAGUCAUAUUUUUUGAUGGUAGAAUAAUAUCAAGUAUUUCAUGUGGUGUUAAUUUUUGGAUUGCAAUAUCUCGUAAAAUACCAGAUACAUCAAAUGACGAUACUGAUGAUGAAAAUGAUAAUGAAAAAAUAUAUAUAAAUAAUUGUUCAAAAUGUACUGAUGAAAUUAAUGAUAAUGAAAAAUCAUUUUGUCAUAUAAAUGAUAGUAAAAUUGAUAAAAAAAGUGAUAAAUUGACAGAUUUAAAUGGCUCCGUUAAUAGAAAUUUUAGAACAAGAAAAUUAUCACGUGUAUCAUCUUCAGGCGAUGACGUUGGUGAUGAUAAUAAUAAUAACAAUUAUGAAGACAUAUCAAAUUCAUCAAAAAUACUACGACAAAAUGUAUCAAAUGUUGCAAAUUUUGUUUGUGAAGGUGUUAAAUUAAUAAGUGAUAAAGUUACAAAUUUAUCACGUCAAAUGAGUAGUAAUGAUAAUGAUAAAAUACGUUUAACAGAUAUGAGUAUGAAAUUAACAUUAUCUCCAGAAUCACCACGUCAAAAUUCAUUUAGAAAUGAUGAUGAACCAUCAAGUAUUGGUUCGUCAUUUGAAUAUCAUGAUUCAACACAACAUGGUUUAAAUGAAAAAACUUUUAUUGAUGCUGGUAAUAGCUUAUUAUCGAGUGAGGUAUGGGCAUGGGGUGAUACAAAUUAUGGACAACUUGGUACUGCUGAUAAUGUACCAAGAUCAAAACCAGUACUCAUCACUAAACUACAAAAUACUGGUAUACAAAAAAUAUCUUGUGGUGCAUAUCAUACACUUGCAUUGACACUCGAUGGACGUGUAUUUUCAUGGGGAAAAAAUACUUAUAAUCAAAUUACAAAUGACACAUCAUUACAUCAAAGUUCACCAAAACAAAUAAAUCCAAUGAAAAAAACAAACUUUGAUGCAAGAGCAACAGAUGUAUCAGCUGGUGAACAACACAGUUUAAUUAUUAUUAAUCAAGAAAUUUAUUUAAUUGGAAAAAUAAAUAAUAACAAUAAUAAUAGUCAAGAAAAUCAUGAUGGUGAUGUUGAUGAUAGUAUUAAAAAACUUGAUACAAUUGAUGAAACAUCAAGUAUAAAUUAUUUAUCAAGUUCAGGUAAAUUUACAAUUUAUUCAUUAAAUAAUAAACCAGAUAUAAUAAUAAAUCAAAAUAAUAUAAAUAAUGAAAAAUGUUUAUUAGAAGAAAUGAUAAUUGUUAGUCAAAAUUUAAUUAAAAAAUUACAAAAAAAAACAUCAGCAACAAAAGAAUUAAAUGCAUAUGAAAAAUUAUGUAAUUCAUAUUUAGAAUUAAUGUCAUUAACAGCACUUAAUGUUAAAAGUAUAAAUGAUUAUAUAAAUAAUAAAUUAAAAAUAUAUGAAAUAUUGCUAAUUAUAAAUGUUGAUGAAUUUACAAAUGUUUAUAGAUAUUACAUUACAUCAGUAUGUGAUGUAAUAUCCCUUGAUGGCUUUAAAAAAAUGGCAAAAAUAAUGCCUGAACAAUCAGAUAAUAUACGUAAGCUAUAUUAUCCAAUUGAUAAUUGGAAAAAAAUAACAAUUGAAGAUCUCAUAACAAAUGCAUUACAAUCACCAAUUAAUAAAUUGAAAAAUUAUUUAUUAUUAAUAUUAGAUAUAAUAAAUAAUAAUAAAUUAAAUUUAUAUAAUGAUUAUUUAAAAAAAGCAAAAUUAAAAUGGGAACGUUUGUGUAAUGAUGGAAAAAUAUAUCUUGAUGAAGCAAUUAUAACACGUAAUUUUUGGGAUAAUUUUGGUAAAUCAAUUGAUAUACAAAAAUCACCAGAAAGAAGAUUAAUACGUGAAUCACGUACACAUCCAUUAUCAAUAAUGAAUUACAGUCGUUUUACAAGUCAUUGGUUUAUAUUAUUAAAUGAUAUAUUUAUACAUACAACUGGUACAUCAAAUCAUACAGUAUAUUCAUUAUCAACAAUUUGGAUUGAAUCAAUUGGUGAUAGUGAAACAUCAAAAAAUACAAUAUCAAUGAUAACACCAGAAAAAAAUUUUUUAUUUUAUACAUCAACAUCAAUUGAAAAAAAUGAAUGGUUAAAUGCAUUUCAAAUGGCUAUUAAAAAAAAUGUACAAAAAUUUAUUGGUAAAAAUCCACCACGUUCACGUACUGCAUCAUAUACAUUUUUAAAACAUUCAUUAUUUAAAGAUGCACAUUAUAAUGGUCGUUGGUUAAAUGGUAAACCACAUGGUUUUGGUGAAAUGAAAUGGCGUGAUGGUAAAAUAUAUACUGGUGAAUUUUACAAUGGUUUUAUUCAUGGUAAUGGUAAAAUUAAAUAUCCAUUAGUUGGUACAUAUGAUGGUGAAUGGAUUGAUGGAAAACAAAAUGGUUUUGGACAUUAUCAAUAUGAAAAUGGUGAUAUUUAUGAUGGCUGGUUUAAAGAUGAUUUACCACAUGGACAUGGAGUUAAACAAGAGGGUCAUUUAAUGACUGAAAUUGCAUCAUUAUAUAUUGGUGAUUGGUCAGGUGGUUUAAAGCAUGGCUAUGGUAUUAAAGAUGAUCAAAUGACAGGAGAAAAAUAUCUUGGAUCUUGGUAUAAUGAUCUUAAACAUGGUACUGGUAUUAUUGUAACACUUGAUGGUAUUUAUUAUGAGGGUGAAUUUGUCAAUGGCAUUAUGACAGGACAUGGUUUAAUGGUAUUUGAUGAUGGUACACAUUAUGAGGGUGAAAUAAAAUCAGCUGGAUGUUUUGGUGGUAAAGGAAUAUUAGAAUUACAAAAUGGCUUUACAAUUGAUGGUAUUAUACAUGGUAAUUGGAAUGAAAAUAUCAAAGUAAUAGCAACAUUACAAUUAAAUAAAAAAAAUGAUGAUAAAAAAAAAUAUAAUAUUACAAAACCACCAUCAUUUAGUAAAAUUGGUGUAUUACCAAAUCAAAAAUGGAAAUCAAUAUUUCGUCAAUGUUAUGAAUUACUUGGUUUAGUUGAUCCAGCAAGUCGUUCAUUAAUGUCAUUUGAUAAAUCACCAGAUACUCAACGUAUUUGGGAAAAUCUUGCUGUUGUAAUAAAUAAAUCACUUCAAAAAACAACAAUUGACGCAAAUUAUAAUUCAUCAUUAAAAUAUCGUGAUAAAGAUUUAUCAAUAAGUGAUGAAUUAAGUAAAAUACCAAAAUUUGGACGUGAUGAUUUAACUGUUGAAUCAUAUGAAUUAAUACAAAAUUAUUUAACUGGUGCAUUUGCAUCAGUUCAUCAUCCACUUGGUUGGUUAUUAUCUGAAAUGGCUAGUGUAUUUAACGCCAGUUAUGGUGGUGUUAGAGUUCAUCCAUUAUUAUUAACACAUGCUGUUGGUGAAAUAAGAAGUAUAACUGAACGUCUUUAUGAACUUGUUAAUUUAUUUUUUCCAGCAUUACCAAAAUAUGGUCUUGAUAUGGUAUUAAAAAUUGAUAAUGGUGAAGCACCGUUGAUAAGUGCUGAUGGAUUAUUACAUCCAAUAUUAUUACCACAAGUUAAUUCAGCAUUAUUUGUAUUAUAUGCAUUACAUAAUAAAAAAGAAGAUGAUGCAUAUUGGGAAAGACUUAUUAAAUGGAAUAGACAAAAUGAUGAAAGAUUAAUGGAAUUAUUAGAUGUUGAUAAAAAAUUUUGGAAUAAAAAUUUUAUGAAUAAAAAAGAUGAUAUUUAUUUUAAUGAUGCUAUUGAAAAUUUACAACAAUUAAAAACAACAUUUUCACCAUUAGAAAAAUUAAUGGUUAUUAAAAAAACAUUUGAAAAAGUUACAAAAGAAGUACAGCAAGAUUUUGGAAGUGUCUACAUGUGGUCAAUGGAUGAAUUAUUUCCAGUUAUUAAUUUUGUUGUAAUACGUGCUGGUGUACUACAAUUAGGAAGCGAAAUAAAUUUAAUUGAAGAUUUUAUGGAACCAUAUGUUUCAAAUGGUGAGCUUGGAAUAAUGUUUUCAACAUUAAAGGCAUCUUAUCAUCAAGUUCUCAAUGAAAAAAUUGACAUGACUGAUUGAUUUAACAGUUUAAAAAUAAAUAAAUAAAUAUUUUCAUGGAUAUCAACUGUUUAAAGUUAACAAGACAAUUAAUUUUGGUGUAUAUAUGUAUACUUAAUAAAAAUAAAUGUGAUUAAAUUAUGCUCAUAGAGCAUAAUUCAGAUUUCUUGAUCAAAAAAAAAAAAAACAAACUGUUUAAAUUUUAAAUAUUAAUAUGUAUAAAUGUAUAUUUAAUUUCUCCGCACUGAUUAUUAUUUAAAUUUAAAAAAAAAAAAAACUAUUUUAUUAUUGUUAAAUAUUUAUUUGAAAAAUAAAAAAUAUAAUAAUUGAUGAGAAAAAUAAUUAUUUGUACCGAAAAA
Molecule: messenger RNA, 4903 nt
Organism: Aphidius gifuensis
Lineage: Eukaryota; Metazoa; Arthropoda; Insecta; Hymenoptera; Braconidae
Gene: Als2
Product: alsin
Exons: 3
Coding region: 135-4565 (1476 amino acids)
Source: RefSeq, a predicted model, not a curated record